Messenger RNA from Moneuplotes crassus, 1644 nucleotides. The record is from the annotation of a GenBank genome assembly. Lineage: Eukaryota; Ciliophora; Spirotrichea; Euplotida; Euplotidae.
GUAAAAUGGGUGUCUGCAAUAGUUGCAUAAAACAAAACCCUCAAAACCUCAGCGUCGACAAAAAGAACAAAAGCAAGAGCAUUUCAGGAGAAGCAGAUUAUCCAAUAGUUGGAUCACUCCAAAAAAAAUCCUCGAUGGCAAACAAGAGCAAGGGAAGUUUCAAGCAGCCUAAUUGCUUAUACUCAAGCAAGAGCUCGAUCUCAUCCAGUCUGAUUGAAAAUAAUUCUUCAAUAAAUUUCUACCACCUGCCGACCUUGUUCGAAGUUGACGAGUUUGAGAUAUCCAAUUGCUCUGAGGAAGACCUAAUUACAAAAUCAAAUUGGCUCUGUCAGGAAAUAAAGGAUGUUAAGAAUCAUAAAAAUGAGCUUGAAUCACACCUCAGUUCAUUAGACCAAGAGCAAAAUGAACUUACGGAGAAACUUAUUAUCCACAUCGGAAACUGUACCGUCGCUGAACCUCAGGUCGGAAAGAAGUACCAAAUCAGCCUUCAGCAAAGAAUGGAUUGCAUGAUGAAGAAAACACCCGAUGGAGCAGAUGAACAAGCUCUAGAAUAUUUGGCUAGCCUCUCAACUGUUCAUAUUGAUAAGUCUGGUCCUCCAGAUGAAUAUAAUAAGGUGCAGUCUUCGAAGACACUUACAGAAGAAAGCAAGGUAGCCCCUCAAACGUAUUUCAGUCUAGCUGGACUCCCUGUAGUUAAGGCCUUUGGAAAAGAGUCUUUUAGCAACAAAAAUAUUGGAAAAAUCAACAAAAAGGACUUUUUAGCUUCAGCAAUAGCUACGAAAUCUCAGACUAAACUUGAUGAGUCAGCAAAACACGAGGACUCUCUUCUCCAGAGUAGUUCUUCUGAGAAGGAAGUGCUCUACAUUGAGGCUUCAAAAGUGGCUCCAGCUAAAAGCAAAAGCCAGUGUCAUUGGGAUGAGAUGCACUGACUCUAUUUUGAUAAGGAGAGUGAAUCAUUGCAGAAAAAGUUCAAUAUCUGCUUUUUAGAAAGAACAAAGGAAAAAGCAGUCUCCUACAGUAAAGAUCGUACUCUUUUCAUAUCCCAAUUUGAGGAAGGAAAAAUCUAUGAAAGUGAGAUAUCGUUUAAAAACCAGAAAAAUGAUUCAAAUGUUGCAACUCUUAAGAUGAAAAUCCAGUACAUCAAAGAUGAAGAGCGCCUUAUUCAGAGUAUUUUAGACUUAUGAGAAAACAAGAGGAAACUUCUAAGCCUUUUACUUAAGAACUGUGUUAAUGAAAUAAAGAAGCUCACAGGCAGUGAGGCUUCUUCUGGCGAAGACAACCCACAAGACGAGAAUUCUGGAGUCCAAGAUAACCAAAUGAAUAGCUUAUUAAACAAAGUUAAAGAGCAGUCAAUGAUCAGUUGGGGAGUUUCUAACAAAAACUCCUCGAUCGCAGGUAUCUCUCAUGAAAGAAGUGAGUCCAAAGGUAUCUCGAUUGUUGAAAAUACUGAUAAAAUGCAUUCAUUUUCCUUCGCAGAAAAUCUAGAGUACAAGCACCAGAAGAACUCCUCAAAAAGUGCCAAUGAUGAGUUCUUCAACCUCUUCAGUAAUGACAAGGUUGAGGAGAAAGCAGCUGUGAGGAUGACAGACGCAUAAAGUCUCUUUUACCAGAAAAUAUAAGCAUAAUAAAUUCAAAUAGCUUUAU